UCCAGCGAACGGACGCAGCGGGAAAACCACUUAAAGAAAAUCGGUGAAAAUCGAAAUCGAGCCCAUAUGACUUAUAUAUAGCAAGCAGUGCGAUUUGUUUACGUGUUUGUCGUGCGGCAAUAGUUAGUGUUGUUUGUGCCAGUUGCCCAGACAUAUAUAUAUAUACAAAGAUAUAUAUAUAUAUAUAUAUAUUCCAAAACCAAAUAUAUAAAUAAAACAAAAUACACAAAAAUCAAAAUGAUUAGCACCACGGAUUAUCCAACAAAUGUGGAGACCACAACUCCAGCGGAGGAGCUCUAUGCAGAGUUCAUAGCCGCUCCGGCCAGCAGCAUGAGUCCCGCGGCCAUUGCCGAGCACCUGCAGCAAAACCAGAUCACCUUCGAGAUUCCCAGUCCCCAUGAUCUCCGUCACAUUGAUGCUUUGAACUCGUUCAAUGCUCUGCUCCAGCGGAUUGGCAAUGCGGCGGUGAACUAUGACCCAGCACCGCCCAGUGGCUGGUCACCGGAUGGUAGCAUCAGCACCGAACAGUUGUCCAAAUCGGUGGUUUUGGAUCUGGCCGAUCUGAGGGAUAGAUCCGAGGAUGCCACCGAAUCUACAUGGUUUAGUCAAAUCUUUGGCGAGGCAGAUAUGCAUGUGAUCAUCAAUUAUCUGUGGAUUGGAGUGGUCACCUCACUGGUUGUCCUCUCCCUAGUCUUCAUCCUAUUCAGCUGCUAUUUCUACAGGAAGUUCCGCACUUGGAAGAAAUGCAAUAAGGACAUACGUGCCCAGAUCCAUGCAACCAGCGACUCGUACUCCUCGCACCUGGUCAGCUGUGAUGCCAGCCGCCUGCUUCUGCACCAGCAGCAUCCCCAUCAUCAUCAUCAUCAUCAUCAGGGACAGCAGCAGAGGAGCGGUGAGGCAGGUUUCUACCAAAUCGAAUCGCCCCCAUGCUACACAAUUGCCACCGGAUUGCCCAGCUACGAUGAGGCACUGCAUCAUCAGCCCCGUCAUUUUGCCUACGGCAUGAAGUUUGUGUAUCCCUCGCUGGCAGCCGUGCAUCAUCAUCAUCAUCGCCAGCAAUCCGCCUGCAUUUCCAACUGGGAGAAGGACGAGCUGCAGCGGCGGCAAAAGUGCAAGCUGUCAGCGACAGUGGAGGAGGAUAAAGCGGAAUCCUCUGCAUCUGCAUCCUCAUCUCCAUUGCCACCAUCGUGCCACUUGGCCGCAGCCAUGCCUGCCAUUUGCAUUAACAUCCCGGCAGAUGGACACCAGCAGCAGCAGCAGCAGGAGGAGCAGGGUCAGGAGGUGGCAGUGGUGGUGAAGCCAGAGCAGGAGCAGAGCUUACAGCCGGCGGCGGCUGCUGACGAUGAUUGCGCCUCAUUGGUUGUCGUUGUUGCCGCGUGAUUGCCCGGCUGCAGGGCCAGCAUGGGUUAAGUUUGGGGGGUUAAGAGGGGUCAAGGCCUGCUAGAGGGAGUAGCAGCCCAAUUGCUUAGUCACUUGUAAAUAGUUGCAAAGUCUGCUAAAUCCCCUCUCCCGCAAAUAACGAACCAAAACCCAAUCAGUUUCGUUUUUAGUUAGUAUCUGUUAUAUUAUUGUAUUACGCAAGACUGAGUAUUAUUUAUUGUACUAUAUAUAUAUAUAUAUCUAUAGAACCCAAUUGUCUAUCGAUUAAGCCCUAAUGCCUAAGUGAGAGUGGAAAAAAAAUAUAUAAAUACACCUCGAAUGAAAAUAUUUGCAAAUGAA
This is a messenger RNA of Drosophila serrata, 1719 nucleotides long. RefSeq names its product commissureless (gene comm). The record is from RefSeq and is a predicted model, not a curated record. Gene Ontology annotation, biological process: axon guidance. NCBI's taxonomy places the organism in Eukaryota, Metazoa, Arthropoda, Insecta, Diptera, Drosophilidae.